GCUCAAUGAGGUUGAAGGAAAUCCGGUCAAUAGAGCAAAAUAAUUUCAGGUACGGAAUCGCAGCGCACAGAUGUUGGUUCUAAGAAGCAUUAAUCCACGGAUAUAAACGACGUUUUCUCGAAACUGAUCCCAAGGGACAAAUAUUUCCAGCUGCCAUUACCCGGUACCGUAGCGGGAGGUGUGUUUUAAUUUCUCCGCCCACUCCGGAAAACUCAACAGAGUCGACGUUAUUUUUAUUUUUUAAGGUGACGUGGAGUCGGACCCCGUCUUCUAACCGACUCUUAUGUCAAUAAAAGUACUCUUUGUAUUUGGAUAUGCACGUAAUGGAUACAUAACACGAUGGAACGUCGCGUCAAACAUUUCCAUAAUGUUUAGCUGUAAAUCUUAACACUGAGCUCCAGUAUCGGCGCAUACCGGAGUCAAGAGGAGACAGUCGGGGCCUGGAGCCCGUGGAAUCCGGAGGACAGUCAGGUUUUAUUGGAUCUGCAGCAUCGGGAUUAAAGUAACACAGCAGUGAAAUUGGGGUUAUGCAGCGUGGAAUAGGACACCUGCCAGGUGGCUGCCAGAGGACGAUGGGUCUGCACUGCGUCUUGAUCCUGUGCUUUUUCUCAGGCUGGGCAGUGGGCUACAAACAUGGGGACAACGUGACUCUCUAUGUCAACAAAGUGGGCCCUUAUCAUAACCCCCAGGAGACAUAUCACUACUACACCCUGCCUGUUUGCAGGCCAGAGAAGGUGCACCACAAGUCGCUGAGUCUGGGAGAGGUUUUGGACGGUGACAGGAUGGCAGAGUCGUUAUAUUACAUCCAGUUCAGAGAGAAUGUGGAGAAAAGAACUCUUUGUCAGCUCACUCUCUCAGAGAAACAGGUGGACCAGCUUCGUGAGGCCAUUGAGGAGCUGUACUACUUUGAAUUUGUCCUGGAUGAUAUCCCAAUAUGGGGGUUUGUGGGUUACAUAGAGGAGAGCGGCUUCCUGCCUCAUAGCCACAAGGUUGGUUUGUGGACUCACCUCGAUUUUAACAUAGAGUACAACGGCGAUAGCGUGAUCUUCGCAAAUGUCUCUGUAAAAGACGUCAAACCUGUUCCCUUAGAGGAGGGGGCUGGUGCAGCGGUGGGCGGAGUAGGGGUGGGCGGAGGCAGCCUUACGGUUACCCAUACCUACAGUGUGCAUUGGUUUGAGUCUCCUUUGGCUCAUGCACGCAGAGCUGAGCGUCUCCGUGACUACUCCUUCUUCCCCAAAACACUGGAGAUCCACUGGCUGUCCAUCAUUAACUCACUGGUGCUGGUGGUGCUGCUGCUGGGCUUUGUCAUCAUCAUCUUGAUGCGGGUUCUCAAGAAUGACUUUGCCAGGUACAACGUGGAGGAGGAGGGCGGCUGUGAUGAUCUGGACCAGGGAGACAACGGCUGGAAGAUCAUACACACCGAUGUCUUCAGGUUUCCCCCGUACAAAAGCCUGCUGUGUGCCGUGCUGGGAGUCGGGGCACAGUUCCUCACUCUUGCCACGGGUAUAAUUGUUAUGGCAUUGCUGGGGAUGUUCAAUGUUCACCGUCAUGGAGCCAUCAACUCGGCAGCCAUCGUCCUUUAUGCUCUGACCAGCUGUGUGUCAGGUUACGUCUCAUGCAGCUUCUACACACAAAUAAACGGUCAGCGCUGGGUUUGGAACAUCAUCCUCACCUCGUCUCUUUUUUCUGCUCCGCUUUUCCUAACGUGGAGCGUAGUUAACUCAGUCCACUGGUGGAGCGGCUCCACUCAGGCUCUGCCAGCCACUACGGUGUUCCUCCUGCUGGGUGCCUGGGUGCUUGUGGGUUUCCCCCUCACUGUCAUUGGUGGCAUUGUGGGAAAGAACCGUGCAGGCAGCUUCCAGGCGCCCUGCCGCACACGUAACAUCCCUCGGCAGAUUCCUGCACAGCCCUGGUACAAACACACAGCGGUUCACAUGGCCAUCGGCGGCUUCCUGCCUUUCAGUGCCAUUUCAGUCGAGCUGUACUACAUCUUCGCCACCGUUUGGGGCAGAGAGCACUAUACUCUGUAUGGUAUCCUGCUAUGUGUCUUCGCCAUCCUCCUCUCAGUGGGCGCCUGCAUCUCUGUGGCUCUCACAUACUUCUUGUUAUCUGGUGAGGACUAUCGGUGGUGGUGGCGGAGCGUGUUGAGCACUGGUUCCACUGGCCUCUUCAUUUUCGUUUACUCCGUUUUCUACUAUCGGAACCGGUCGUCCAUGAGCGGGGCGGUGCAGAGCACGGAGUUCUUCGGCUACUCUCUGCUUACAGCGCUGGUCUUCUCACUGAUGUUGGGCAGUGUGUCGUUCUGGGCCUCACUGGCAUUUAUUCGCUACAUCUAUCGUAGCCUCAAGAUGGACUAGACAUGAAGUGUUCACUUAUAUACAUUCACACACAGCUCUAAACAAACACACAUCCACACAGUACACAUGGACAAUCCGCAUUCUCCUGUCUCGCUAUUUGUCAUACACGGACACACCUAACUACACACACAGACACACACCUCCUAUGGGGUUAAUGGGAGGAGAAAAAGGGGCCUUUAACUUGUGUUGGAACUAAUGAUAAGAGGAGUUGUCAUUGCUGGAAAAAGGGAUAGGUCAUGAUGAAUAUAUAGAACUGAUCACAAGUUGCUUUAAAGGAUACGAUGGGGUACUGCAGUACAAAGGGAUGAGUUUGUCCCAUCUGGAGCACAUGAUUAAAAUGAGAUAUUAUGUGAGUGGGUGUAAUCAUUGCCGACGGUUUGCAGUGUGGCAUCUUUUGCUCUGGCUCCUUCUUCAUAGUCUGUCAGAACUUGGCAGGAUCAACAAAUGCUUUAUUUCCAGCAUUUUGCUGGUUAUACACAGACUUUUUAUUGUGUUGCAGUAGUUCUGCAAUCUCAUUCCCCUACUCUUUAAAUUUUGGCAAAAUAUUACAAUAUUUUGGUAAAAACUUAUCAGCUGGCCCUAUUGAGCCAUAUUCCACAGUGGGUAAGAGAAAGAUGCCUUUUAGACUGGAAACCUUGUGUGAUGUUGGUGAUGGGAGCAAUAUUGUCAUUGUAUUCUAUGGUCACCAUUGACUGUGAUUUUGGUUCUGAUGUAAAUAUAGUCUUUUCAAUAAAAUGCUUUUUAAUACAAUCUUGCCAGCAAAA
Molecule: messenger RNA, 3121 nt
Organism: Sphaeramia orbicularis (orbiculate cardinalfish)
Lineage: Eukaryota; Metazoa; Chordata; Actinopteri; Kurtiformes; Apogonidae
Gene: tm9sf1
Product: transmembrane 9 superfamily member 1
Exons: 9
Coding region: 528-2357 (609 amino acids)
Biological process (GO): protein localization to membrane
Cellular component (GO): membrane
Source: RefSeq, a predicted model, not a curated record